Messenger RNA from Peromyscus maniculatus bairdii (prairie deer mouse), 6115 nucleotides. The record is from RefSeq and is a predicted model, not a curated record. NCBI's taxonomy places the organism in Eukaryota, Metazoa, Chordata, Mammalia, Rodentia, Cricetidae.
UCGCGCCUCAACUCCCUCCCCUUUUCCGGGCAGCCCCGUCCUGUCAGCGAGGCAGUGAGCCCCGCGGCCAGCAGAGGGCGGUCGGGACCCGAGUCUGCAGCGGCGCCAUUGGCGUGUGGAAAAUGCCACCAGAUGGCGGGUUAGGAUUGCAGCUCCGUUGAAGGCGCGGCCCCCGCUCCCGAACCCCCGGCGACCACCCCGUAACAACCCCCCCACAUCGGGAAUAACACACCGGAGACUUUUGGGGGGAAACUAGGUCGACGGCCGACAGCGCCCGGAUGGGCAGCUGAGGUGUGCCUUUGAGAUUGCAUAACAAGGUAGAAUUAUAUAGAAAUUUCUGUAUUGUGGAAUAACCUCUCCAGCAAUGAUAACUUCAGAGUUACCAGUGUUGCAGGAUUCAACUAAUGAAACUACUGCCCAUUCUGAUGCUGGCAGCGAACUUGAAGAAACAGAGGUCAAAGGAAAACGAAAAAGGGGUCGUCCUGGCCGGCCUCCAUCUACAAAUAAGAAACCUCGAAAAUCUCCAGGAGAAAAGAGCAGAAUUGAAGCUGGAGUUAGAGGGGCAGGUCGUGGAAGAGCUAACGGACACCCUCAACAGAAUGGUGAUGGGGAUCCUGUCACAUUAUUUGAAGUGGUGAAACUGGGGAAAAGUGCAAUGCAGUCCGUGGUGGAUGACUGGAUUGAAUCAUAUAAACAAGACAGGGACAUCGCACUUCUGGAUUUAAUCAACUUUUUUAUCCAGUGUUCAGGAUGUCGAGGUACUGUCAGAAUAGAGAUGUUUCGAAAUAUGCAGAAUGCAGAAAUCAUCAGAAAAAUGACUGAAGAAUUUGAUGAGGACAGUGGUGACUACCCCCUUACCAUGCCUGGCCCUCAGUGGAAAAAAUUCCGUUCCAAUUUUUGUGAAUUUAUUGGAGUCCUGAUUCGGCAGUGUCAGUAUAGCAUAAUUUAUGAUGAAUAUAUGAUGGACACCGUAAUCUCCCUUUUGACUGGUUUAUCAGAUUCCCAGGUCAGAGCUUUUAGGCAUACAAGUACCCUUGCUGCCAUGAAGCUGAUGACUGCUCUGGUGAAUGUUGCCUUAAACCUCAGUAUUCAUCAGGAUAAUACACAGAGGCAAUAUGAAGCUGAGAGAAAUAAGAUGAUUGGGAAGAGAGCCAAUGAAAGGUUGGAGUUAUUACUUCAGAAACGCAAAGAGCUACAAGAAAACCAAGAUGAAAUUGAAAAUAUGAUGAACUCUAUUUUUAAGGGUAUAUUUGUUCAUAGAUACCGUGACGCAAUUGCCGAGAUUCGAGCCAUCUGUAUUGAAGAAAUUGGAGUAUGGAUGAAAAUGUAUAGUGAUGCCUUCCUAAAUGACAGUUACCUGAAAUAUGUAGGAUGGACUCUUCAUGAUAGGCAAGGGGAAGUCAGACUGAAGUGUUUGAAAGCUCUACAAAGCUUGUAUACCAAUAGAGAAUUAUUCCCCAAAUUGGAGCUAUUUACAAAUCGAUUCAAGGAUCGCAUUGUAUCAAUGACUCUUGACAAAGAAUAUGAUGUUGCCGUGGAAGCAAUUCGAUUGGUUACUCUGAUACUUCAUGGAAGUGAAGAAGCUCUUUCCAAUGAAGACUGUGAAAAUGUUUACCAUUUGGUGUAUUCAGCACAUCGCCCUGUUGCUGUGGCAGCUGGAGAGUUCCUUCACAAAAAGCUAUUUAGCAGACAUGACCCACAAGCAGAGGAAGCAUUAGCAAAGAGGAGAGGAAGGAACAGUCCAAAUGGGAACCUCAUCCGGAUGCUUGUUCUCUUCUUUCUUGAAAGUGAGUUACAUGAACAUGCAGCCUACUUGGUGGACAGUCUGUGGGAGAGCUCUCAAGAACUGUUGAAAGAUUGGGAAUGUAUGACAGAGUUGCUAUUAGAAGAACCUGUUCAAGGAGAGGAAGCAAUGUCAGACCGUCAAGAGAGUGCUCUUAUAGAGCUAAUGGUUUGUACAAUUCGCCAAGCAGCUGAGGCACAUCCUCCCGUGGGAAGGGGUACCGGCAAGAGAGUGCUAACAGCCAAAGAAAGGAAAACUCAAAUUGAUGAUAGAAACAAAUUAACGGAGCAUUUUAUCAUUACACUUCCUAUGUUACUAUCAAAGUAUUCUGCAGAUGCAGAGAAGGUAGCAAACUUGCUACAGAUUCCACAGUAUUUUGAUCUAGAAAUCUACAGCACGGGUAGGAUGGAAAAGCACCUGGAUGCUUUAUUAAAACAGAUUAAGUUUGUUGUAGAAAAACACGUAGAAUCAGAUGUUCUAGAAGCCUGCAGUAAAACCUACAGCAUUUUAUGCAGUGAAGAGUAUACGAUUCAGAACAGAGUUGAUAUUGCUCGGAGCCAGCUGAUUGAUGAAUUUGUAGAUCGAUUCAAUCAUUCUGUGGAAGAUCUGUUGCAAGAGGGUGAAGAAGCUGAUGAUGAUGAUAUCUACAAUGUUCUUUCUACUUUAAAGCGUUUAACUUCUUUCCACAAUGCUCAUGAUCUCACGAAAUGGGAUCUAUUUGGUAACUGCUAUAGACUAUUGAAGACUGGAAUUGAACAUGGAGCUAUGCCAGAACAGGAACUGUGGGGAGAAAUUAGAUGCUGGUACUUUAUCCGUCAUCAUGAACUGGAAAUCACCACAUUAUUCAGACUGAGCAUAAUAGAGGAUUUGUUGGUUUUGAGGAAGACAGUGAAAUCUUUUUUGGCUGUUUGCCAACAGUGCCUAUCUAAUGUUAAUACUCCAGUUAAGGAACAGGCUUUCAUGCUGCUUUGUGAUCUCUUAAUGAUUUUCAGCCACCAGUUAAUGACCGGUGGCAGAGAGGGCCUUCAGCCUUUGGUGUUCAACCCAGACACUGGACUCCAGUCUGAACUCCUCAGUUUUGUGAUGGAUCACGUUUUCAUUGAUCAAGAUGAGGAAAACCAAAGCAUGGAGGGUGAUGAAGAAGAUGAAGCUAAUAAAAUUGAAGCCUUACAUAAAAGAAGGAAUCUACUUGCUGCCUUCAGCAAACUUAUCAUUUAUGAUAUUGUUGACAUGCAUGCAGCUGCAGACAUCUUUAAACACUACAUGAAGUAUUACAAUGACUAUGGUGAUAUCAUUAAGGAAACCCUGAGUAAGACCAGGCAGAUUGAUAAAAUUCAGUGUGCUAAGACCCUAAUUCUCAGUUUGCAGCAGUUAUUCAAUGAACUUGUUCAAGAACAAGGUCCUAAUCUGGAUAGGACCUCUGCCCACGUCAGUGGCAUUAAAGAACUGGCACGUCGGUUUGCCCUUACAUUUGGACUGGACCAGAUCAAGACCCGAGAGGCAGUCGCCACCCUUCACAAGGAUGGAAUAGAGUUUGCCUUUAAAUACCAGAAUCAGAAAGGACAAGAAUAUCCACCUCCUAAUCUGGCUUUUCUUGAAGUACUAAGUGAAUUUUCUUCUAAACUUCUUCGACAGGACAAGAAGACUGUUCAUUCAUAUCUAGAGAAAUUCCUCACUGAGCAGAUGAUGGAAAGGAGGGAGGAUGUAUGGCUUCCACUCAUUUCCUAUAGAAAUUCAUUAGUCACUGGGGGUGAAGAUGAUAGAAUGUCUGUGAACAGUGGAAGUAGCAGCAGUAAAACUUCCUCAGUGAGGAGUAAGAAAGGAAGACCCCCACUGCACAGAAAACGAGUCGAAGAUGAAAGUCUGGAUAACACAUGGCUAAACAGGACUGACACUAUGAUUCAGACUCCUGGACCCCUGCCAACCCCACAGCUCACCUCCACUGUGCUUAGAGAGAACAGCCGCCCCAUGGGAGAACAGAUCCAGGAGCCUGAGUCUGAACAUGGUUCUGAACCAGACUUUUUACACAAUCCCCAGAUGCAGAUCUCUUGGUUAGGCCAGCCGAAGUUAGAAGACUUGAAUCGGAAGGACAGAACAGGAAUGAACUACAUGAAAGUGAGAGCUGGAGUAAGGCACGCUGUUCGGGGUCUAAUGGAGGAAGACGCUGAGCCCAUCUUUGAAGAUGUGAUGAUGUCAUCACGGAGCCAGUUAGAAGACAUGAAUGAAGAAUUUGAAGACACCAUGGUUAUUGAUUUGCCCCCAUCAAGAAAUCGUCGAGAAAGAGCUGAGCUGAGGCCAGACUUCUUUGAUUCUGCAGCUAUCAUAGAAGAUGAUUCAGGAUUUGGAAUGCCGAUGUUCUGAAGUCUGAAGAAAAUUUACAAAUCUGGAACUCUAUUAUUUAGAGCUAGAGGCCUAUAUACUGUGAUAGCUUGUAUGGGGGAAGAAACACUUUUGAUGUGACCUGAUUUGUUUUGUAAUCAAAUGAUUAAAGGUUGGUCCCCUUUGCAGUGACAGAGCAGCAUGUCAGUUACCCACAGAAAUGUUGGUAAUGUCACCUCGGAAAGACUGACCAAAAAAAUCAUUUGUACUCUAAUGUUGGACUUAUCUCAGUACAGAUGUGUGUGUGUUUUUCUGAAAGGAGGAAGAUAUUUUAAAUUUUUAAAACAGCUGUCAAAAUAAACACUGUUAUACACCUGUUUUAUGAAAAUUCAGCAUUGAGUAAAAAAAUAUUUUUAACUUUAUUUUCCUGUUGUACAAUUUAAAAACCGUUUUAACAUUUUGCCUUUUUAUGUUUUAAAAGCUAACCAUUUUUAUUAAAUAUGAGUAAGCAGCUCGUUCUAAUCGCCGAAGAGUGUUUUUGGAGCUCACUGGAUUUGGUUGACCUUACAAAACAGAAACAUUGAAGGAACAGAGCAUGGACAAGCUAAAAUAGAGUUCUAACAUCGUGCGUCUCUGCCAAAAACCACACACCCUCUGUGGAUGGAUGUGAAUUCCCAGAUUUUAUAUACUCUUGAAUAAAAAGGUUUAUUUUUAUUUAUAAGUGGGCAUAAAAUAAAUGUCCAUGCAGCCAUUUUUCCAACAGAUGCUGUACACCGUUCAUUUUAUAUAGAAUAGGGAGAUUCAAAUACAGUGCAUUUUCUAUUGGUCUUUGUUCUGUGCAUUUUUAGCAACUUCUACCAGCAAAUAAAGUAUUCUCAGUAAAACAAAAAUGGUUCUCAAGUCAUCGGUCUUGCUGUUUCUAACCACUUGUUUUCAUGCCCUGCCAAAGUCAAGUUACACAGACUUCCAUUUUCCUGAAGUUUCUUUGCCAUUCAAAAGUAAUUUUAAGACAUGUAACUGUCUUUUUCCCAUGCACUUAAUAUACCCCAAACCUGCUAACUUUGUGAAUUUGUUUACCAAUCAUAGAAGUAUGUGCUGCAUAGAAGUCUGUGCUUAGAGGGUGACGUUCCUAAGCUUACCUUGAAAUACAGCUACAUUUCAGUGUUAAGUGUGCAUAUUAAGAAAAAGUCUUUGGGAGAAAGAAAUUCUGACUCUUCAGGACAUUCUUCAGUGGUUUAGAGUUACAAUCUGCUUACUUUUAUGACUUGCUGUUGUUUUUAAAAGCCCACUUAACUUUUUCCUGAUUUGAAUGUAGGCCUUCAAAUUUCCAAACCAGUCCAUCUACAGCUGUUUCUGGGAUGGUUUUUAAAAUAGCUACAACAGAAUCUAGAGGCUUUCCCUUUUUACCAAAAAUGAAGAGCAUUUUUUAAAAGUAUGCGAACUCUAUGAUUAUCUUUUGUGGGGGAAAGCAAAACAUGAUUUUACUCAUCCUUUUAGUAGACAAGAUUUUUCUCAACAUUUGUACAGUUUGGAGGGAAAAAAAACAACUUGGUUACCAAAAUUGUUUUCCCUACUAACUCAGCAAGUCCUAGGCUCCAGUUGAGAGAUCUGGGGCCUUGCUCUCUCCUAGAAAUGUGGGCUCACUGGAACUCAAGGGGCAGGAAUGAAUGGACUGUCCACCUCAGCCCUGUCUGACUAUGGUUCUGGCCAGGGACCUAUCUUUGAGGGGCCCUGGAAUAAGCACAGAGUAAUCCUUUGCUUGACGUCUCCUGUGAACAACACAUGCUGACUUAGAGUUACAGACUACCAUGCAACAACCAAGAAGGCUUAAUCUCUACUCCAAUGGGUUUCCAAGUUCAGUUUGAAGUCAAUCAAAUUUUUGUAUUUUCAGUGUCUCCUUGAUUUUGCUAGUAAUUCUGUAAAUUGUACAUUUGCAAUAUGAAGUUUUUUUUUCCUUUUGUACAAUUUGAAACUGAUGCUUCACCUUUCCUUUAAUAAACUAUUCAAAAUCAG